AUGGCGACUACCAACUCCUUGUCGUCGCUUCUAGCACGACAAGCACCAAGCCAAACUAAUAUCCCAGAUUCAGUGCCGUACACAAAUGCUCCACGGAUCAUUGCAAUUGUGGGCACGCUUACCGGUCUUUCAGCCCUUUUGGUAAUCCUACGGUGUUAUGUUCGGAUCUUCGUCCUGCGCCGGUUUCAUGUCGAAGACGGCAUCAUGAUAAUAUCUUUGGCAUGUGCAGUUGGCGUACUUGCGUGCUUCGUCGGGGAAUGUGACCACGGUCUUGGUCGUUUCUUCAAGGACAUUGGCCCGAAUGACUAUGAACUACUGGCCAAAUGGCUAUGGUAUCACUCCAUUAUUAUCGUUUUGGGGAUCAGCCUGGUGAAGAUAUCCCUUGGGAUCUUUCUGAUUCGAUUUGCCGGCCAGAAAAAGGGAUUGAAGAAGUUCAUUUUAGGAACAGUCAUCUUUUUGGUGCUCGCUACAGUUGGUUGUAUUUUGACGUUGAUUCUUCAGUGCAUUCCGGUUCAAGCUGCCUGGGAUUAUUCUCUAAGAAAGAAUGCAAAGUGUUACUCCAACAAGACUUACCUGGCAAUCGGCCAAUUUAAUAGUGCCAUUAAUAUUACCACGGAUUUUCUCUACACAACUCUGCCCGUAUGGAUGUUUUGGAACAUCCAAGUCAAUAAGCGAACCAAGACAUCUCUGAUGGGUAUUCUCAGUCUAGGAUACUUUGCGUGUGCUGCAGCUAUAGCUAAGGCAGUGCUUCAACCGAGGGUCUACACCCAGCCGGAAUUUUUUCGCGAUGGCAACUAUCUCAUAUGGAAUUGCAUUGAGCUAAACAUAGGAAUCCUUGCCGCCUGCUUCCCUACCAUCAAACCACUCGUCAAGUCCAUUAUCGGCAGCAGCAGAGGCAGAUCCUACGGAUCCCGUUCUCGAAAGCGCACCGGCAACGCCUAUUGUGAUCCCUCUGCCUACGGUCCGAAUAGUCAUGCAAUGGGCUCAAUGCAAGGCAGUCGAAUGGAUAGAGAGGAGCAGAAGUACCAGGUACAGAUCCAUGCCAACCACCCCUCGGUCUCUGAGUCGGAUGGGGGCAGUGAAGAGAACCUUGCAACGAAUAGGCAGUCCCAUAGGAUAAAUACAUCUGGGAUUGUACAAACCACGGAAGUGAUUGUGCACAGCGAGUAUAGCAGUGAGAUGGGAGUUCCAGGACCGAAGAGGACGGUUGAGGAUCGAAUAUGA
This is a messenger RNA of Aspergillus ochraceoroseus IBT 24754, 1224 nucleotides long. RefSeq lists its product as uncharacterized. The transcript is spliced from 7 exons. The record is from RefSeq and is a predicted model, not a curated record. Lineage: Eukaryota; Fungi; Ascomycota; Eurotiomycetes; Eurotiales; Aspergillaceae. The coding region runs from base 1 to 1224 and encodes 407 amino acids.